AUGGAGUCGGUAAAACAAAGGAUUUUGGCCCCAGGGAAAGAGGGGAUAAAGAAUUUUGCUGGAAAAUCGCUUGGACAGAUCUACAGGGUGCUGGAGAAGAAGCAGGACAACCGAGAAACCAUCGAGCUGACAGAGGAUGGCAAACCCCUGGAGGUGCCUGAGAAGAAGGCUCCGCUGUGCGACUGCACAUGCUUCGGCCUGCCGCGCCGCUACAUCAUAGCCAUCAUGAGCGGCCUCGGCUUCUGCAUCUCCUUUGGCAUCCGCUGUAACCUGGGCGUGGCCAUCGUGGACAUGGUCAACAACAGCACCAUCCACCGCGGAGGCAAAGUUAUCAAGGAGAAAGCCAAAUUUAACUGGGACCCCGAGACCGUGGGGAUGAUUCACGGAUCGUUCUUCUGGGGCUAUAUCAUCACCCAGAUUCCGGGAGGAUAUAUCGCAUCGCGGCUGGCCGCUAACCGGGUCUUUGGGGCUGCAAUACUGCUCACCUCUACCCUCAAUAUGCUGAUCCCAUCCGCAGCCAGAGUGCAUUAUGGAUGCGUCAUCUUUGUUAGAAUAUUGCAAGGACUUGUGGAGGGUGUCACCUACCCAGCCUGUCAUGGGAUAUGGAGCAAGUGGGCCCCUCCUUUGGAAAGGAGUAGGCUGGCUACCACCUCCUUUUGUGGUUCCUAUGCUGGAGCAGUCAUUGCAAUGCCCUUAGCUGGUAUCCUCGUGCAGUACACUGGAUGGUCUUCAGUAUUUUAUGUGUAUGGAAGCUUUGGCAUGGUCUGGUAUAUGUUCUGGCUUCUGGUAUCUUAUGAGAGUCCUGCAAAGCAUCCUACCAUUACAGAUGAAGAACGUAGGUACAUAGAAGAAAGCAUUGGAGAGAGCGCAAAUCUGUUAGGUGCAAUGGAAAAAUUCAAGACCCCAUGGAGGAAGUUUUUCACAUCCAUGCCUGUCUAUGCGAUAAUUGUUGCAAACUUCUGCAGGAGUUGGACUUUCUAUUUACUGCUCAUCAGUCAACCAGCUUAUUUUGAGGAGGUUUUUGGAUUUGAAAUCAGCAAGGUUGGCAUGUUGUCUGCGGUCCCUCACCUUGUCAUGACAAUCAUUGUGCCUAUCGGGGGUCAAAUUGCAGAUUUUCUAAGGAGCAAGCAAAUUCUUUCAACAACUACAGUGAGAAAGAUCAUGAAUUGUGGGGGUUUUGGCAUGGAAGCCACGCUGCUUCUGGUUGUUGGCUACUCUCAUACUAGAGGGGUGGCCAUCUCCUUCUUGGUGCUUGCAGUGGGAUUUAGUGGAUUUGCUAUCUCUGGUUUCAAUGUUAACCACUUGGAUAUUGCCCCAAGAUAUGCCAGUAUCUUAAUGGGCAUUUCAAAUGGAGUUGGCACAUUGUCGGGGAUGGUCUGCCCCAUCAUUGUUGGUGCAAUGACGAAGAAUAAGUCCCGCGAAGAAUGGCAGUAUGUCUUCCUCAUUGCUGCACUCGUCCACUACGGUGGAGUCAUAUUUUAUGCAAUAUUUGCCUCAGGAGAGAAACAACCUUGGGCAGACCCUGAGGAGACCAGCGAAGAAAAAUGUGGCUUCAUUCACGAAGAUGAACUGGAUGAAGAAACGGGGGACAUCACUCAGAAUUACAUAAAUUAUGGUACCACCAAAUCUUAUGGUGCCACCUCACAGGAGAAUGGAGGCUGGCCUAAUGGCUGGGAGAAAAAGGAAGAAUUUGUGCAAGAAGGUGCACAAGAUGCGUACACCUAUAAGGACCGAGAUGAUUAUUCAUAA
Messenger RNA from Apodemus sylvaticus (European woodmouse), 1749 nucleotides. It is a transcript of the gene Slc17a6, whose product is annotated as solute carrier family 17 member 6. NCBI's taxonomy places the organism in Eukaryota, Metazoa, Chordata, Mammalia, Rodentia, Muridae. The transcript has 12 exons. Gene Ontology annotation, cellular component: excitatory synapse; synaptic vesicle membrane. Gene Ontology annotation, molecular function: L-glutamate transmembrane transporter activity; neurotransmitter transmembrane transporter activity. Bases 1 to 1749 code for a protein of 582 amino acids. Gene Ontology annotation, biological process: neurotransmitter loading into synaptic vesicle; monoatomic anion transport; transmembrane transport. The record is from RefSeq and is a predicted model, not a curated record.